Messenger RNA from Fusarium musae, 1410 nucleotides. RefSeq lists its product as uncharacterized. Bases 1 to 1410 code for a protein of 469 amino acids. The transcript is spliced from 4 exons. The record is from RefSeq and is a predicted model, not a curated record. NCBI's taxonomy places the organism in Eukaryota, Fungi, Ascomycota, Sordariomycetes, Hypocreales, Nectriaceae.
AUGUCAAACAGCGGACGCGGUCGAGGUGGAUUAUUCCAGCGCGGUGGUCGAGGUGGUCGAGGCGGGGGGUUAAUAGGGUCAGCGGUCCGUGGCGUAGCAGGCGGGAUCGGGCUCAUGUCGGAGAGCGUUAGCUCUUACAAAGAGAAGAGAGCAGCGGAAAAAAACCCCGCAUCCUCAGAGUCCCAAUCAAGCGGCACUGUUGUCGAAAACGAGCCGCCAUCGAACUAUAAGCCUCAGCCAAGCCAGUAUGAGGACUCGACUGAAAGACAAUGGGAGCUCGACGAAACACAAUCCGAGCUACUCUCAAGUCCCCAUGACGGUGCUGACACCGCUCAACAGACUCAAGUUGACAAGGAUCUUGUGGCCAGUUUCUUGAGAGUGCAUGGCUCUUCAACUGGUCGAACCAAUGCUCAAUUGGAAUUGCCGGUCAUUCUCGCGCAGCGGAGACCAAAGGAUCGAACCCGUGGCUUUGUUCGGGGAUAUGCUCCGAUGCUUGAGACAGUCGGUAUUGACCAAGCGGCAUGGCUAGACUUUCUAGAUAAAUUCGAUCAGUCUACUCGAGCCUCACCUUGGAUCGAGGUCAUCAAUUUUGCAGAGUUCGGCGGUUUCUUUGUACCGAUUGCGCCAAGCAUCGCCAUCAGUGCAGCCGUGUACAAGACAAUUGAGGUUGCGAAAGAUGUCCAAGGCAGACAAAGGUCAAACAAGUUCAUUUCUCAGAUGAAUGAGCAAUACUUCUAUCCCAAGGGCUUAUGCUGUCUGAUCAUGACCUGGCGACCCGAUUCCGGGACGUCUCACGAGGUUGUUGACCUGACAUCAACAGUCGCUUCUUCCAUUGGAUCGUAUGACUCUUCAUUCACCAACAAGUUCAAAACCUCCAGCGGAAAGACCUAUGGUGAUUUUGCUCUCCCCGAGGCUGCCCCUCUCAUCUUUCCGACCCUCGAUGUCCUUGCUGAGGCUGAUAGUGAAGAAUCGAAGGGUCUGAAGCAGAGCCUGGGUGAGAAGAGAGCAUACAUCCAGGAUUACUAUGACAAGAGAGCCCAGGCUCAGUUCGCGCUCAAUAGACCGGAUAACCUCUUGGCCAACCAGCAAGAAGCUCCAAAAUUCUCUUCACGAUAUGCUGAUCCCAGCCAUCCUUCCAACAAUGGCUCCUUGAUCUCCCUACUCACUGGCGGAUAUGUCGACCCAACGAAGCUUCGCCGAGGCUUGAGGGGCCAAGCACCAAAGGGCCAGAACCAAGGACAAGCCAGUGGAGCACGGAGUGAUAGACAGCCCGGUCUGCCGCUGCCUUACAAGCCGGUCAAAGCGGCAAGGAAAUUUCUUUUUAACAAGGACAUUUUGUAUUUAAUGGUCGUUAAUAUGCCCAGCGAGGAUGAGCUCCGGGAGGCCAAGACUGCAUUGGACCGCAGAUAA